AUGUCUGGAAGUGCAUAUGACAGACACAUUACCAUCUUCUCGGACCAGGGUCGUCUGUACCAAGUUGAAUAUGCCUUCAAGGCCAUUACCUCCGCAAACAUCACCUCGCUAGGUGUGAGGGGAAAGAACUGCGCCGUAGUUCUGUCCCAGAAGAAAGUUGCCGAUAAAUUGAUCGACCCGUCCUCCGUUUCGCAUAUCUUCAGACUCUCCCCGUCGGUCGGCUGUGUCAUGACCGGCUCCAUCGCUGAUGCGAGAGCAAGCGUUGACCGUGCUCGUGGUGAGGCGGCCGAGUUCCGAUACAAGUACGGCUACGAGAUGCCGUGUGAUGUUCUGGCCAAGCGACUUGCCAACAUCAACCAGGUCUACACGCAAAGGGCUUACAUGCGUCCGCUCGGUGUGGCCAUCACCCUCAUCUCCGUGGACGACGAGAAGGGCCCUCAACUCUACAAGUGCGACCCCGCCGGAUACUAUGUCGGAUACAAGGCGACUGCGUCCGGACCGAAGCAGCAAGAGGCGCUCAACCACCUGGAGAAGAAACUGAAGAACAAGGAUUACGCCGAGGGCAGCUGGGAGGAGGUUGUCGAGCUAGGUAUCACGGCCUUGAGCAACGUGCUGAGUGUUGAUUUCAAGAAGCACGAGUUGGAGAUUGGGAUCGUCGGAGGCCCGCGAACUGAUGGCAAGGAAGGGACAGACACUGGAUUCCGGGCUUUGACGGAGGAGGAGAUCGACGAACGGCUGCAGGCCAUCAGCGAAAAGGACUGA
Aspergillus heteromorphus CBS 117.55 is the source of this 762-nucleotide messenger RNA. It is a transcript of the gene prs2, whose product is annotated as proteasome core particle subunit alpha 1. Gene Ontology annotation, cellular component: cytosol; proteasome core complex; proteasome core complex, alpha-subunit complex. Gene Ontology annotation, biological process: ubiquitin-dependent protein catabolic process. NCBI's taxonomy places the organism in Eukaryota, Fungi, Ascomycota, Eurotiomycetes, Eurotiales, Aspergillaceae. The record is from RefSeq and is a predicted model, not a curated record. Bases 1 to 762 code for a protein of 253 amino acids. The transcript is spliced from 5 exons.